AUGCUCGCUCGAGCUCUCUGCCUCCUCGCCUUCCUCGCCCUCCUCCCGCCUCUGCCCGGGCUGCAUUCGCCGUACAACCUCGCAAAUGCCUACACGGUAGCCGUAUCGGACAAGGACGAGCUCAGGCAGACAUGCAGCGGCAUGUACGCCGGCAAGGGCAGCCGCAUCGAAGCCAUCUUUGACAAGGGAUCCACGGGGACAGCCGCCACCAUCUUCUACGAAUUCGAGGACUUUGACAAGCUCGGCAUCCCGUCAGACGAGCGCGACGUAUUUGGGUUCCAGAUCAAGACCUACAUUUGCACCGCCCAAGCCGUCCGGCAGAAGCUAUGCCAGCCCGAGGAUGUCGGCAAUUUCAUCACCGCUGACGGUGCCGCCACGGUCCAGAAGAAGCGCGUCGACUUCGCGCCCGGCGCCACGGAGCCAACAAACCUGACCUACGCAGUGGACCGGGACGGCUACUACUGUUUCGGUGCGACCGCGGUGCCCUUGACCUCGCUGCCGGCAAGCUCUUCCUCACAGGCCACGGUGCACGGCGCGUUCACUGGCAGGCUGACGUUCUACAACAGCUUCAAGGGCAACCUGCCCGCCGCCGAGCAUCCGAAGCUCACAUUCUACUUUUACCUGUCGGCCGUCUACGCCGUGCUGGGCCUGGGCUGGCUCUACCUGUGCAUCCGGCACAGAGAUGAGAUGCUGACGGUACAGCAUUUCAUCUCUGGCACCAUCGUCUUCUUGAUCGUCGAAAUGCUGGCCCAGCUGGCCUACUACUCGUACCUCAACUCGCACCUCAUUGAUCUGUUCAGGAUCAAGUCGGUCGAGGGCAGCUCGUCGGUGACGGCAGGUGCACGCUUCCUCCUUGUCCUCACCAGCAUCCUCGACGCGGCCCAGAACUCGGUCAGCUUCUUCCUGUUGCUCAUCGUCUCGAUGGGCUACGGCGUCGUCCGCCCGUCGAUCGGCCCCGUCAUGACCAAGGUUCGCCUCCUCACGGGCGCCCACUUUGUGUUUGGCGUGCUGUACUCGAUCGGCAUUGUGCUCCUCCAGAUCGACAAGGGCGGCGCCUGGAUCUUCCUCUUCAUCUUCCCGCUCGCCAUGACGCUGACGGCGCUGAUGAUGUGGACGAUGAACUCGCUCAAUCAGUCGAUCGAGUACCUCACCCAGCGCAAGCAGACGUUCAAGAAGGCCAUGUUUGUCAAGCUGCACCGCAUCCUGAUGGGCGCGAUCGUGCUCAUUUUUGCGUUUUUCGUCGUCUCGUCGAUCGCCUUUUCGCAGUCGGGCGGCGACGGCUUCGCGCCCAGCACGUGGCCGUACCGCUGGUUCCUCCUCGACGGCUGGCUCGCAUGCCUCUACCUGGCAGUGUUUGCCGCCAUCGCCUGGGUCUGGCGACCGACCGGCAACAACAUGCGCCUUGCCAUGUCCGACGAGCUGGCGACGGAAGACGACCCAGACGCCGAGGGCUUCGAGGUCGACACGUUCGCCCAGCACACGGGCGGGCCGGGCGACGACAGCGACGAUGAGGAGUCCAAGCCGUCCAGCAGCAGCGCCGCCGCCGCCGCGGCGGGGUCGAGCGCAUCGACGGCCGCAGGUCCGGCGCAGCACCGGUCGCACCAGUCGCACCAGUCGCACCAGUCGCUCGCCAACGACGACGUCGUGUUCGAGAUUGGCGACGAUGACGAGGCGGACACGUCGCAUGGCGCCAAGUCGAGGGGCGCGAGGGAAGAGGGGGGCAGCGAGGGCGAGAGGAUGGGCCUGAUGCACGACCACGAAGGGUCGCAGGAGACGCUGGUGCCGGGACGCAAGGGUGGCGACAAGCUCGACUGA
Pseudozyma flocculosa PF-1 is the source of this 1815-nucleotide messenger RNA. RefSeq lists its product as uncharacterized. The coding region runs from base 1 to 1815 and encodes 604 amino acids. Gene Ontology annotation, biological process: retrograde transport, endosome to Golgi. The transcript has 12 exons. Lineage: Eukaryota; Fungi; Basidiomycota; Ustilaginomycetes; Ustilaginales; Ustilaginaceae. Gene Ontology annotation, cellular component: membrane; Golgi apparatus. The record is from RefSeq and is a predicted model, not a curated record.